Messenger RNA from Symsagittifera roscoffensis, 2495 nucleotides. RefSeq lists its product as uncharacterized. The transcript has 9 exons. NCBI's taxonomy places the organism in Eukaryota, Metazoa, Xenacoelomorpha, Acoela, Convolutidae. Bases 64 to 2382 code for a protein of 772 amino acids. Gene Ontology annotation, cellular component: plasma membrane. Gene Ontology annotation, biological process: apoptotic process involved in development; phosphatidylserine exposure on apoptotic cell surface; engulfment of apoptotic cell. The record is from RefSeq and is a predicted model, not a curated record.
AACUUAUUAAAUAGAUAAGAUGUAUGAAUGCUCAGGAGUCUCGGAAUGAAUCAUUGAGUAGUUAUGUAUGUGAGCGAGUGCUCAAUUCAGAGAAGACGUGACCUGGGAGGAGACUCGCAUCAUUUUGUGGAAGAUGGAAAACUUACAGAUCAACUCAAAUUGCAGUUUGCAUCCCAAACACGAAGGAACCGCUAUUUCGGAAGAAGUAGGUUGCUCUUCCACAUCGUGUUCGGACUGGGUCUCUACAUUCUGGACAUAGUCACUGACAUCCUUGUAGUACUAGAGUACUACAAACUGGAGAGGGAAUAUCAAGAAGACAGGCGCAAUUAUGAGAAGCUAGACGAUACGAAGCCUCCGAAAUACUGGCUCUUCUAUUCGUUCCUGUUUUUCCUGGUGGUUCCUAUUAUUGUCUACAACGUCAUCAGUCUCUGUCUAUAUUUGAUAGGAGAUCUACGACUCAGAUAUUACAUCAAAUCAUGGCUGGUGCUACAUUUGAAAUCAAAGCCGUCAUCUCUCGAGAAUGUGAAAAUUCGGCUUUCAAGUUCGAAAUGGAAGAAAUAUGUGUAUUAUCCAACUAUGGUGCUGGCACACAUAUUGCUUUUGGCGCCUAUUUUUCGGCUUGUAGAAUUGAUAGUCAUCACGUUUCGCCAAGUACGAAUAAGAUCGCAGACGAAGUUCCAAUGCAGUAGGUGUAGAAAAACAUACGCAAUUAAAAGUUUGUGCUCAAAACAUGAUUCCACCGUAAACCAUUCCAAUUCUGGUUCGAAAGAGGGAUCUACGAGGAGCUUAAAUAACAAUGGAAGAAGGAGAAAAGCUCUUCGUAUGACCAAAGGGGAAGUUAGGUUGAAGUUGGCUUAUGCGGACGCCUUGCAGAGUUGGGCUGAUUGUAAAUUCCUGCAGAGCGUCAGUUCGAAUCUGGAGUCUCUCCCUCAGUUGGCAAUAGAGAUCUACGCUUUCUACAAUGAACAGUUGAUCGAGGGACAAGAAUGGAUUAACUACGUUUCGUUUUCCUGGUCUGUGCUCACUUUCUGCUACUCCAUUGCUUCCUUCAGACACAUGCCGUACGAUUACGAGGCUGUGGGCCACAGAAGAGAAGACCAAACAGACGAAGUGGACUCUGCCCACUCGCCUUCAAGCUCCACUCAUUCCUCCAGAAACACAUCACGCCAAAAUAGUCACCAGGAUCCUGCUUCAUUUGAAAAUGCGAAGGUGAUAGUGUUCGCGCAGUCGAAAUCGCAGGAAAAGCACCAGGAUCAAGUGGAUUUUUCAAUAAAUGACCAUUGUGUUGACUGCUGUUUCUCAAAAUCCAAAGUGGGAGAAAAGAACGAGUCCAUAUGUAAGAAAAUUGCCAAGUUUCCUGGAUUUAUUGCUAGCAAUGUUGUGCGGAGGAUGCCGAAGUUCUAUUUUACAGUCUGCAUGGGGCUCAUCAUAGCUCCACGUGUUCUGGCCCUCGUUAUCAUGAACACACUCAGUUUUAUCGUGUUCCUGUACGCUAGUGUGACUCACCUGUUCCUUGUGGUCAUUUGCAACAUGUUCAUGCAGAUCAGAGUGUGCUACAAUGUAUUGGAGUACAAACCGGCCACCGAGAUCGAAGACUACACUUUGGGACCUCUUACUGGGAAUCUGAUAGACGAUCGAAAUCAGACUGCCCCGGAUCGCAGACUUAGUGACAUUGAAGAAAUACUGAAUGUGACUACAGCUUCAGGAGCUGACGUUCCACUCGCCUUUGAAGAUUGGUCCACAGCUCCUGUAACGGAUGAGUCCAAACUGCCUAAUUCUCCUGCCGAUGAACACGACGGAGCAGAUCUAAGUGCACACUCAAUAGUACGCCGCCUAUCUACUGACGUUGAAUCGAUUGUUUCAAGACAGGAUCUAAUCGAAGCGGUGCGAAUGGUCAAAAUGAUGUUUCGUCUUCCUACGAUGAGCGAUGAAAUUGACGGCACUUAUGGUCCCAUAACAUUCGUGGGAACCGCAAAAAUGGAACAAAUUUCAUGGGCUUCAAAUAAGUUCCUAUGGCUAUUUGCUGGAAUUGUUCAAUUCACGUUUGAUAUCUUAAUUGCGAUUCCGUUUCUGUUCUACUUUGUUCACGUGCAAGAAUUAAAACGCAAGAGAUGGUUCACGGCUGUGUAUUACCAUAUAUGGUACCUUGAGAACAUAGUCAUUGUAGCCUUAAAUAUAGUCACUCAUGAAGUGACUUUGUUGAACCUGCUGAAUUGGCGCAGCCGUCUGCUAGGUAUGACGUGUACUGUUCUUUUCAUGCCGCUGGUCGGUUUUGCUUUGCUCAGAAUCUAUCAUGUAAAAUUCGACCCAGAAAAACGUGCCAAAUCUGAUGUCACUGACAAAACUGACUUACAAACUGAGCUGAAUCAAGAAAAUGUCUAAUCAGGGAUUUAAAUUUAUACUGUUCAAAACUUCGCACGAAUAUAUUUUUAUGUAUUAAUUGUUGUCUACAUUUGUAAAGAGGAGAUUUUACUUUGAUUACUGAUAACCCAAUU